UAGCAAUUAAAUAGGAAAAUAAUUAUAAUUAAACUUGAGAAGAAGGUAUGGAAUAUUGUGUAUAAGAGUCUUGCAGUGGCUUCACUUGGAUCUAUCUCUCUUACUUACUCACUCCAUUAUCUUCCUCUCAUUAAUUAAAUCAAAACACAAAUGGAGAGCUCUGCAUCUUUAGCCAUCGUUCUUCAUCAGUCUGCCAAUCAUGACGAACUCUUCAUGCAGCAGACUCUUCAAUUCUCACAAACUCUUAAGGAUUUAAAGAACUUGCGGAAACAGUUAUACUCAGCCGCUGAGUACUUCGAAACAUCUUAUGGCAAAGAAGAGCACAAAGAAACGGUGAUCGAGACGUUGAAAGAGUAUGCAGCCAAGGCAGUAGUGAACACAGUGGAUCAUCUUGGCUCUGUCUCUGAUAAAUUCAACUCUUUUCUCUCUGAUAACUCAGCCCAUUUCUCCACCACUCAUCUUCGUUUGUCUUCUCUCGAACAAAGGAUGAAACUAUGCAGAGAGUACAUGGGGAAAAGUGGGACUUCUCAUCAUUGCUUUCUCAUUCAAUCUCCUCCUCACCAUCAUAAGCGUUACUUCUUCCCUCAACAUGGAAGAGGUGAACGUGGAAGAGGCACAAGUUUUUCCGCAGGAGAUGACUCGCAUAGGUUCAAGAGUGCUGUUCGAUCAACAAUACUAGAAAAACACACAAGUACUACUGCAAGAAAAGCUUAUAAGACAGGAAGCUUCUCCUUUUUACAUAACAACAUGAGCAACAACAGAACACCAAACAGUAAAAGAGGAAACUCUCCUCUGAGGUUUCCUCUCUUACGUUCAGGAUCUCAACUGAAACACUCAAGCUCUCCAGGCCAGCCAAGAAUACUGGCGUUGUUACCGGAACCAGAAAGAGCGAUAUCUUUGUCCACAAGUAGAGAGAUAGUGGAGAUAAAGCAAAAAUCUUCAUUGAGAAAGGGGAAGAAGAGUCUGAUGCUCAAGGCACUGAUGAGUAUGAGCAGCAAGUCCAGAAACUAAAUCCCUCCCUUUUUAUUUUACAUUUUUAUAAUUUUUUUUUUUUUGAACUAUACAUUUUAUAAUGUUCAUCCUUAAGAUUGUACAAAAAAAACAUGUGAACUAAGGAGAGAGUAAUAAUGGUUAUUCUCAAUCUUGUUUA
Molecule: messenger RNA, 1150 nt
Organism: Raphanus sativus (radish)
Lineage: Eukaryota; Viridiplantae; Streptophyta; Magnoliopsida; Brassicales; Brassicaceae
Product: protein ABIL4
Exons: 10
Coding region: 151-1011 (286 amino acids)
Source: RefSeq, a predicted model, not a curated record